CAGAGGAGAAAGGAAAGAGGCAGGGCUGAAACUGAGAGGCUGGCAAACACAGAGGCAGACAGGCAGGACACAAGUCAACAGCUCUCCUCAAGAACAGGGGACUACGGCAUGGACAAGGAGUUGGCACACGCCACUGGUUCACACUCCAUCUGUCUGAAGCCACAAUUGAUGGAAUGGAGGGACCUUCCCUUGGUGAGAUGCCACCUGUAGAGCUGUAGACCUGUAGUUCCAUGAUGCCUCUGUGACCGACAGACUGACCUCGUCGUCUUAGACAUGUUUAGGUCUCUUCCGAAGAAUUUAUGUCACAGUUCACAGAUCUGCAUAUUCUGGACAGUACCGGUGCCCAAAUCUAAAUUGUGAUGAAAGUUUGGGGUUCGGCUGGAUCAGGAUAAACACAGAGGGGCCAAUGCACAGGACUUCAAUCUAUUACCUGUCAGCUGUGGAACAAGAGUAGCAACAAAAAAUAUUUUUCUUCAUCUGCUUCAAGCUUCUCGUGAGAGGAGAGCCAUGCAGGACAGCUUGCUCCUCGCGUGACACAUCGAACUCCAGCCAUGAUAUCCACGGCAUUCAAAUGGGUGGUGCUCGUGGCGUUCAUCGUGCUGAUCAUCGGCGGUAACGUGCUGGUGUGCCUGGCCGUUGGCACGAGCCGCCGGCUCCACCGGAUCGCUAACUGCUUUGUGGUGUCGCUGGCAGUGUCCGAUCUGCUGCUGGGCCUGUUGGUGCUCCCCUUGUCAGCCACACAGGAGCUGCGCGAUGGCCUUUGGCCACUGGGGGGCACACUCUGCAACAUCUACAUCUCCAUGGAUAUAAUGUUGUGCGAGGCGUCCAUCCUUACCCUGCUUGCCAUCAGCGUGGACCGCUACUUGGCCAUCACGGGCCCGCUGUGCUACCCAAGGCGGGUCACCCCGAGGCGGGUGGCCGCCGCCAUCGUAGCCAUCUGGGCAAGCUCGCUGGCUGUAUCCUUUAUGCCUAUUCACCUGGGCUGGAACACACAGAACUUUACCGUCCAGCACGCGGACUGGCUAAUGCAUGAGGAGAAGGAGAAAUGGAGCUGCCGCUAUGAGUGGAAUAACAGCUACGUCAUCCUGGACUCCUUUGGCACGUUUUACCUCCCCCUGUUGGUCAUGUGUGGGAUGUACCAUCGGAUCUUCUGUGUGGCUCGUGAACAGGUGCAGCGCAUCCGUGCAGCCACGCCCUCCUUUGCCCGCUCGGCCUCGGCCGCUGCGACGGCUCGCGAGCACAAGGCCACGGUGACCUUGGCGGCCGUGCUGGGGGCCUUCGUCAUCUGCUGGGUCCCCUACUUCACCUACUUCACCUGCAUGGGCAUGCGGGCCGAGCCCAACCCGCCCGAGAUCAUUCACUCGGUGGUGCUGUGGAUGGGCUACUUCAACUCGGCGCUCAACCCCAUCCUCUACCCGGCUCUCAACCGUGACUUCCGCCGGGCCUACGGCCAGCUGCUGCGCUGCAAGGGGGCCAGUCACCGGCCCUCCGCCACCUCCAUGUGCGUGGCCCUGCAGAAACGAACUUCCACCUCCAACGGACACCAAAUUGUCCACGACAAGGGCAAGUCGCUGCAGGACAGCUAUCUCAAUAUCCAAGAGGGAAACAGAAACGGUUUAACUGACCAGACAAGGUCUUAAACUAACCUUCUCCCUGACGUCUACCUGGUGACAGGUGAGACACACAGAAAUAUACCAAAGGUGAGAGAAACAGACAUAAUUAAACAGACAGACAGACAUACUUGAAGUGAGAUACAAAUAAUUACACAGUGUGGUGUGUGGAUAAGAAAGCAGGAAAUGUAUUGCAAUGGGGAUUAGGAGAUAAGAAGAGGGAUUUUCCUUGGGUUUGAUAUGUGACUGUGACUGUGUAGGCUCCAGUGGUGCUUUCCUAUGAGCUGUGGCUACUGCAAUAUGCAUACGCCAUAUGGAUGUACAGAAUGAAAUGCUCAUGAUUAAUGCACAUUUGGAAUGGCUGAAGGGAAGUCUUUCGAAAAUGUCUGGUGGAAAAACGAAAUGAAACUUAGAUGUCCAUCUUGCACAGAUGAUCAGGCUAUAUAAUUACUGCCAACAACAAUGCUCGACAAGAACUUUGUACACUUACAUCUGCAGAUCAUUGUCCUGCAAUUGUAGGGUUUAUUCCCAUAGAGAACUUUAUAAGAGUAGUGUGUGACAUGACCUGUUCUUUCUGUCUGGGACAGUGUAACAUAAAUUGCUUUGCAAGAGCAGAGACAGAAAAGGGGACAGGGACUAGUGAAAGAAUGUCAGGGAAGAACACGGCAUGUCUUGCAGUGACAAACAGCCUGGUUGGGAAUGGCAAAUGAGUGACUAUCCUGUCCCGUUUCCUAGAUUACCUCUGGGGGGACAGAGAGUGAGCGAGAGUGAGGGAGAAAAGGACGGGACAGGCCCAACCAGUCAGGGCUGCUUCAGACGGCUAAUGAGGAGAGUCGCCGGUGACCAGAGGACGUCUGGCUAAAUCUGAAUUUCUUCUUCUUCCUAUCGGGUCCAAAGGGCAAAAGCUGUGUUCUUUCCCAGUCAUGGUGUGGGGAAGGGUUGCUACAUAAUGGGAGUCAGACAUUGUCUCUAAAUAUGUCCUGUCACUUUAGUUACUUUGUGAACUGCUUCUGUAAGAUGUGAGAUAUUUUUAUGUUUGUAUUUGAUGAUGAUACACACUCAUGCCAUAACAGAUAUUGUAUUAAGGGUAUUUAAGUGCAAUUCAUUUUCUAAUUGAUUUUGUCUUUCCCAUCCCCCUUGCCAUGAUUCAGUGAGUGACAUAUGACAUAUUAGACACAUGUCUAAAAUGUAAACUUGCAAAAGUAAAACAAUAGACUCCUUUCAUAAGAAGAUGUGUUACUAUAAGCCUUUCAUAAGAAGAUGUGUUACUGCCCUCUAGUGGAAGCACUACCACAGCACAGUGAAAAUGCACAGCAGUGCCCAAAGUCACCCACAGAGGGCAGAAGAGGAGCAUGCUCAUUAAAUGGAAUGGUGGAGUACAGGGGGAAAUGGAGAGGGAUGGGGGGGGUUGUCAGAAUCUGCAACAGAAUCAUACCACACUUUUAUCCUUGCCCUGAUUUAUACAAAAAUAUGGUAUGCAACUGAUUGUUACUAAAAUUGUCCUAUAGUAUUGUUGUGGUGCCUAACCAUGGCAGA
Messenger RNA from Alosa sapidissima (American shad), 3146 nucleotides. It is a transcript of the gene hrh2b, whose product is annotated as histamine receptor H2b. Gene Ontology annotation, biological process: G protein-coupled receptor signaling pathway, coupled to cyclic nucleotide second messenger; chemical synaptic transmission. NCBI's taxonomy places the organism in Eukaryota, Metazoa, Chordata, Actinopteri, Clupeiformes, Clupeidae. The transcript is spliced from 4 exons. Gene Ontology annotation, cellular component: membrane; dendrite. Gene Ontology annotation, molecular function: neurotransmitter receptor activity; G protein-coupled serotonin receptor activity. Bases 552 to 1640 code for a protein of 362 amino acids. The record is from RefSeq and is a predicted model, not a curated record.